Molecule: messenger RNA, 2112 nt
Organism: Oreochromis niloticus (Nile tilapia)
Lineage: Eukaryota; Metazoa; Chordata; Actinopteri; Cichliformes; Cichlidae
Product: sodium-coupled monocarboxylate transporter 1
Exons: 18
Coding region: 233-1612 (459 amino acids)
Biological process (GO): sodium ion transport; propanoate transmembrane transport
Cellular component (GO): membrane; extracellular exosome
Molecular function (GO): organic acid:sodium symporter activity
Source: RefSeq, a predicted model, not a curated record
AUCAGUGCACGGCCGCCAGGUGAGGAGUCUUAAUCAGCGUCACCUGUGGAGGUUGUGGCUAACAACUAACAUAACUAUAGGUGUUUAGGAAUAUAUAAGCUGAAGAGCUCGGACACAUAGCGAGCUUGUGCCUCAUGGGAAGCAGGGUUCGCAGUGCUUUGUAAAGGCCUAUCUGGCGUUAUAGUUUUAGUAAAUUAGCGUUAUUGUUAGUUUUGCUCUGACUUGUAACAAAAUGUGUGAGGACUUGACUGGAGCUGACUCGUUGCACAUAGCAGACUAUGCAGUUUUUGUGUUAAUGCUGCUGGUGUCCGCAACCAUCGGCUUAUACUACGCUAAGAUCGGAAGAGGGCAGCCAAAUGCCCAGGAAUUCUUAACUGGAGGUCGAAAACUCACCGCUCUGCCCGUCUCCCUGUCCCUGUCCCUGACCGCUAGCGUCCUGUCGUCUGUCUUGCUGAUAUCCAUUCCAGUGGAGGUGUACCGCUAUGGAGCCAUCAUAGGCUAUACUUGCUUUGGGCAUUUUCUGGCCCAGGUGUUCACAUCUGAGAUCUUUCUCCCAGUCUUCUACAGGCUGCCCAUUACCAGCACUUUUCAGUAUCUGGAGCUGCGUUAUAACAAAGUAACCCGUCUGCUGGUAACAUUCCUCACUUUUAUUCAGACCCUCCUCUUGUCUGGACUUGUGAUUUAUGCUCCAGCCCUCGCUUUAAAUCAAGUGACUGGCUGGAAUCUGUGGGGGGUAAUUGUGGUAACAGGAAUACUCUGUACCGUAUACUGCGCAUUGGGUGGAAUGAAGGCAGUGGUUUGGAUAGAUGUUUUCCAGGUUGGAGUAAUGUUAGCAGGCCUUCUGUGUGUCCUAUUCAAGUGUCUCCUCUUAGGAGUCUCAAUUCUGUCCAAUUCACAACAAGGAGGAAGACUGAACUUUCUGGAUUUUGACUUGAACCCUCUGAGGCGACACACUUUUUGGACCAUAGCCUUCGGUGGGACACUUGGCUGGAUCAUGGCCAGUGGAACUAGCCAGACUCGGGUUCAGAGAUACAACUCCUGCAAGAGCAUCACUCAUGCCAGAACAGCUGUGUUCAUCAGCGUGGUAAGUUAUUCUUUGUUCCUGGGAUCUGCAGUGUUUUCAGGAUUGUGCCUCUACUCUUUCUAUAAGGACUGUGAUCCAUGGACAGCUGGACAAGUUUCUUUUUCUGAUCAGCUGCUGCCAUAUUUGGUCAUGGAUAUCCUGAAAGGCUACCCUGGCCUCCCAGGACUAUUUCUUGCAGCAGUAUACAGUGGCACCUUAAGUACAGUUUCAUCAAUCAUCAACACACUGGCUGCAGUGACUGUAGAGGACCUGAUCAAGCCAAAUGUCACACUGACUGACAGACAAUUGCUUCACAUCUCCAGAGCGCUGAGUUGUGGUAUCGGAGUGUUGUGUGUCUCUAUGGCUGGCCUGGCAUCACUUAUGGGACUACUUGCUCAGCAUUUAAGGUUUCACUUCAGAUGUCUCUCACAGGCAAGAACCAUCAUCGGUGGGGUCAGUGGAAGUCCUAUGUUUGGUCUGUUUGUGUUGGGUGUCCAUUUGCCAACUCCACAGGCGGUUUGUUUGGGUUCGCUGCUUCGCUGUUUGUAAGCAUCGGAUCCAUGCUGUCUUACGCUGACCUUGAGAUGACCCGACCUUUGUCACUAAGCACCGAGGGUUGUAACUUCACCACUCCUGGGAGUUUCAACUGGACUACUGCUCUUCUAACACAGAUGAACUCAUUUACCAUGGUUGGAGUGCAAGAUGGUGCCACACAUCUGCUGGCACGUAACUGGCACUCUCCUUCUUACCUCUACUUCUGUCAUUGGAUUCAUCACAACUGUGAUUGUGGGAGUGAUAGUCAGUCAGUCUGUACACUGGUGGACUGAAACAGAAAGUGGAUCCCAGUCUUAUGCUGAUGAAAGAGGACAUGCUGUCCUAUCAUCUGUUCAAGCUCAUCAAAUAUAAGGUCACAAAAAGGCCAAGGAGGGCCGAACAGGGUGGGACCGAGGAGACAAAUGAAGGCCAUUUGAAGAUGACUAUGCUUAACAGAAGAGUUGCAGCAGAAGAUCAGAUGGGGGUCUAACGAAUAGAAUACUCAAAGUAUUGCU